AUGAGUUCGGAGGGCGUGAAGGAAGAUUGUCUUGGUUGGGCAGCCCGAGAUCCUUCUGGACUUCUCUCCCACUACAAAUUCAGCCGUAGGACCGUGGGAAGCGAUGAUGUCUCGAUCAGGAUCACACACUGGGGGGUGUGCUAUGCAGAUGUUGCUUGGACUAGGAAUGAGCUAGGACACUCCAAGUAUCCUCUGGUGCCAGGGCGCGAGAUAGUUGGAAUUGUGAAAGAGGUUGGCUCCAGUGUCCGAUGCUUCAAAGUCGGCGAUCACGUAGGCGUUGGAACUUAUGUCAAUUCAUGCAGAGAAUGCGAGUACUGUAACGACGGGCUAGAAGUCCAAUGCGAGAAGGUGGUUUUGACUUUUGACGGGAUCGAUGCGGAUGGUACAGUCACAAAGGAAGGAUUUUCUAGCCACAUUGUCGUCCAUGAAAGGUACAGCUUCAGGAUACCGGAAAACUACCCGAUGGUGGAUUUAGCAGCACCAUUGCUUUGCGAAAAUGAACAUUAG
Messenger RNA from Rhodamnia argentea, 507 nucleotides. RefSeq names its product probable cinnamyl alcohol dehydrogenase 1. The record is from RefSeq and is a predicted model, not a curated record. Bases 1 to 507 code for a protein of 168 amino acids. The transcript has 4 exons. Lineage: Eukaryota; Viridiplantae; Streptophyta; Magnoliopsida; Myrtales; Myrtaceae. Gene Ontology annotation, molecular function: oxidoreductase activity, acting on the CH-OH group of donors, NAD or NADP as acceptor.